AUGUAUUCCCAGCAUGAAGCCGAAGCUCUGGAGAAACGCAACUAUCACAGAAUCAGAGAAAUGAUACGCGUCACAUAUACAGUUGGCUAUAACAUAAUGAAGCCUACCUCGUGGGACUACGCUUUUAAGCUCUGGAGUUUGGUCCUCAUAGGCAGCACUCUGGCAUCGUACUAUGGCCACUGGCAGCUGAUUGUACACUACAUUCAGGACAUACCGCGCAUUUCAGAGAGCAUUAGCACGGUUUUCCAGUCCCUGAUGUCCGUUAUGAAAAUGGUGUACUUUCUGAUGGCGCCGCGUAAAUUCUACAUGCUGCUGCGUUGCGCCUGUCGGCACGAGCUGUUGCUAAACUGCGAGCUAUUCCAAGCUGUUGAUGAUUUGCCCAUUGCAAAACCGUUGCGUCAGCAUGUGGAUGGCAUCAUGAAUCAGUCUUGGAUCAGCACGCGACGCCAAUUGAUGUUCUACCUGUUCAGCUGCGUUGGCAUCCUGUUGAAUUACUUUUUCAAUUCGCUAGUCGUCAAUAUCUAUCACUCCUUAACGGAGCCCGACAAAAACUUUGAGGUGACGCUGCCUCUGCCUUCGAUGUAUCCCAAUUGGAUGGACAAGGGCAUGACCUUUCCAUACUAUUAUCUACCUCUGUUCUUUGAGAGCUGCAACCUCUAUAUUUGCGGCAUGGGUGCCGUUAGCUUCGAUGUGCUCUUCAUCGUGCUCUGCCUGCAUGGCGUGGGCCUCAUGAAGUCGCUCAGCCACAUGAUUGAGUGUUCCACCUCCCCGCUGGUGCCGAAGGAGCGUCGUUUGCAGUAUCUACGCUGCUGCAUCUAUCAAUAUCAGCGCGUGGCAGCCUUUUCUUUGGAGCUCAACAACAGCUUUAGGGAAAUUAUAAUUAUCCAGUUUCUGCUAAGCCUCUUCUGCUGGGGUCUGGUGCUCUUUCAAAUCAGCAUUGGCCUGGCCUCGAGUCUUACCACUGCGCUGCGCAUGUUUAUGUAUCUCGCGGCCGGUGGCUAUCAAAUCGUCAUCUACUGUUUUAAUGGACAGAGAUUCACAACAGCCAGCGAACGCAUUCCGAAGGCAUUCUAUGAGUGUACUUGGUAUGAGGAAUCCCGUGAAUUUCGACAACUCAUCAGAAUGAUGAUAAUGCGCACAAAUCUGAGCUUUAGCCUGGAUGUGUCCUGGUUUACCAAAAUGUCGCUGCCCACACUGAUGGCGAUGAUACGCGCCAGUGGGCAAUAUUAUGUGUUAUUGCAGAACAUAAUGCAAAAAAAAUAA
Drosophila montana is the source of this 1263-nucleotide messenger RNA. RefSeq names its product Odorant receptor 63a (gene Or63a). Gene Ontology annotation, biological process: sensory perception of smell; detection of chemical stimulus involved in sensory perception of smell. Gene Ontology annotation, molecular function: olfactory receptor activity; odorant binding. The record is from RefSeq and is a predicted model, not a curated record. Lineage: Eukaryota; Metazoa; Arthropoda; Insecta; Diptera; Drosophilidae. Gene Ontology annotation, cellular component: plasma membrane. The transcript has 10 exons. The coding region runs from base 1 to 1263 and encodes 420 amino acids.